CCCCCUAUCUCCACCGAGUAAAAAAAAAAAAAAUCUCAGAAGCAUCUUUUCUUCUCGGAUCGGAGGGCUGAGGAUCAGAUGAGCAGACCUCGAGGGUUUCAGCUUCUCCUAACUCUGAAGAACCUCUAGAUCUGCUCGCUUUCAGCUCGGAUCUGUUGUCUAGGUUCCUCCUUACGUCAAAAUUAAAUCCUGGCCGUCGAGAUGGAGACGAUGUCGCUACCCAUCGCCGCCCUCAGUUUGCUAACUUGCGCAGCGGAGGCCGUUGCCGCGAGAAUGCUCACCGCUCAUUUUUUGCUAAGUUCGGACGCAUUUGAGCUUACCAAACACCUAAUUUCUCAGAGGAAUAAGGAAGAACCUAAACCAGCUGAUGCUGAUGUGGAUGAUGAAGAUGAUGAUGAUGAUGGAGAGGGGGGCUACCGGGAGGGUGAAGAUGAAUCCUCAGAUGAAGAUCGUGAGGGGAAUGGAUACCCUAAGGACAACAGCAACAGCAAGAAAGGCCCGGGUGAUGCUGCAGCAGGUGGAGAUGAGCAUGGAGAGGAUGAGGAUGAUGAUGAGGAUGAUGAAGGAGAUGAUGAUGAUGAUGAUGAUGAUGGGGAUGAUGAGGAAGAGGGCUUAGACGACGAGGAGAAUCAGGAGGAUGAUGACGAAGAUGAAGAAGACGAGGAAGACGAAGAGCUUCAGCCCACAAAGAAGAGGAAGAAGUGAAGGAGGAAAAACCAUAUCAACUCAGCUGAUUUCUUUCUCUAGUUGAGCUUUAGAAUGGAGGUUCUACUUAGUACUUUGUAUUUGAAAGGUAUUUAAUUCGCUGUUGGCUGUAAUCUGAUAACAUUGUUCUCGAAGCUUUUAAUAUUAAUGCCUUCUCUUACUCUAA
Messenger RNA from Dendrobium catenatum, 871 nucleotides. Its product is annotated as prostatic spermine-binding protein-like. The transcript is spliced from 3 exons. The record is from RefSeq and is a predicted model, not a curated record. Lineage: Eukaryota; Viridiplantae; Streptophyta; Magnoliopsida; Asparagales; Orchidaceae. The coding region runs from base 202 to 705 and encodes 167 amino acids.